UCCAAUAAUUACCAUCCUGACCAUCGUCUCUCAAAUCUAUAAAUCUGGCCUCUCAGAGUAGCCGGGUUUGCCGAACCAAUUAGCCUAGCGGGGCUACUAAGAAUAAAAAAAUAAAUUAAUUCAGUCUUUCUUUCUCUUCCAAUUGAAUGGCUACUUCAUCUUCAAGAACAAGGUCAAACGGACCAGUCAUACGCUCGCUAUCCCCAGCGGGGAGAUUCCAUAACUCACAAACAAACAUGGUCUUAUCGUCGUCGUCUUCUUCUUCUUCGUCAUCUUUUGCUUCUUCGACAAGCUCGAGCUUCUAUUCACCAUCCUCAACUUUCUUUGAUCGCCACCAACACCACCACCGAUCCGCCUCUCCCACUCGCGUUAACCUCUACACUUCCACUCCUCUAAACCAAUCCUUUCGCUUCUCUAUUAGCAGGUCCAUCUCUCCUAACCGCUUCAUCUCCGUACCGGAACACAACAACCCUCUCUCCAUCCCCAAGAGGACUUGUAUGUGCUCGCCAACCACGCAUCCGGGCUCUUUUCGCUGCAGUUUGCAUAAACAUAGUCACAAUAGUCAUGCUAAUUGCACGGCAUCGUCGUAUCCCUCGAAUCGACUGAAUAUGCGGAGAUCGGCGAUGACCAACUCGCUUGUUCGGAUCGGAGGUGUUGAAGGAGACUGGGUUAAGAGAGCGUUGACGGCACUGAUUCGGCCUUCUUCUCAUCAGCAAAGGAGGAGAGCGGCUUUCCAACCGAGUCCGAGUCGGCUCUCAGUUAUGUCCCAAAGCUGAGGGAUAUUUUUAUUCAUGGAUUGGAUUUGUAUUUACAGCGUUUGGUCUUUUCCCAUAGUUGACGGUGCUGUUCACCGUUACCAUUACUGAGUCACUACAUCUGCUUUACGUUGUUUACCCAAUUGCUUUUGCGUUUCCUCCGGUGCAAGGUAUAUUUGUUUCUGCCCUUUUUUUUUUUUUUUUUCUUUAAUCAAUAUUUGUUUGCUAUUAUGCAAUUCUUUUGUGCAGUUUAGGUAACCCACAGGACACGAGGGUAUCGGAUUGGACUUGAAACAAAAGAAAAAGAUAAAAAGAAUAAGAACUCACACGACACAACUUUAGCUGACUUGCUUUUUAAAAUUGUGAGAAGAAAAUGUGGACAAGACAACACCAAAAGGGAAUAAAAUAUGGCUGUACAAACUCAAUUAAAAUUAGUUUUAGUCAAUAAUUUAUAAAUAGAGAAAAUGGGAGAAAGCUCUAGGCUCCGGGCGGAACGUCCGAUGCAGUGUGAUUGACGCCAUAAAAAAUGGCAGCAGACAGCUGGCUUAUUAAUUGGAAUUUGGAAACAUAGAAAGCAAACAACAGCCGGCUCAUCUUGACCUAACUCUCGUGUA
Durio zibethinus is the source of this 1369-nucleotide messenger RNA. Its product is annotated as serine-rich protein-like protein. Lineage: Eukaryota; Viridiplantae; Streptophyta; Magnoliopsida; Malvales; Malvaceae. The record is from RefSeq and is a predicted model, not a curated record.